Messenger RNA from Carassius gibelio (silver crucian carp), 1439 nucleotides. Its product is annotated as SLAM family member 9-like. The record is from RefSeq and is a predicted model, not a curated record. The coding region runs from base 1 to 819 and encodes 272 amino acids. The transcript has 5 exons. Lineage: Eukaryota; Metazoa; Chordata; Actinopteri; Cypriniformes; Cyprinidae.
AUGUCUCAUAAGUCGUUGUCAGUAACGGAGGGAGACUCUGUUACAUUACACACUGAUCUUACUGAAAUACAUGAAGACGACGACAUUCUGUGGAAACUUGUAACCGAAGACUCUCUCAUAGCUCAAAUCAAUAGAGAGGACCAAAUCUUCUCCACAUUUAAUGGUGCUGACGGGAGAUUCAGAAACAGACUGAAGCUGGACGAUCAAACUGGAUCUCUGACCAUCACAAGCAUCUCAAUUGAACACUCUGGAGAUUAUAAACUAGAUAUAAGUGGAGAUGUUUCGUCAUCAAAAACAUUCAGUGUUUUUGUCUAUGCUCAUCUGCCCACUCCUAACAUAAGCAGAAAUUUUUCACAAAAUCUGUCAUCAUCCUCACAGCAGAAUUGCUCAUUGGUGUGUUCAGUGGUGAAUGUGGGUCAUGUGACUCUCUCCUGGUACAAAGGAAACAGUUUAUUGUCCAGCAUCAGUGUGUCUGAUCUCAGCAUCAGUCUCUCUCUACCUCUGGAGGUGGAAUAUCAGGAUAAAAACCGCUACAGCUGUGUGCUCAACAAUCCCAUCAGCAACCAGACUCAACGUCUGGACAUAAUUCAGCUCUGUACAGAUCAGGGUCUACCUGUGUUUUACAUGAUGUUGAUUGCUGCUGCUGGAUCUCUGUUGAUUAUUGCUGUACUCAUGAUCUUCUGCAUCUGCAGGAAAUGUACAAAAACAGUUCAGACCUGGGAAGAAAACAAUACUGAUUCAACAUUUUGUAAACCAACAACUCGAAAAACGAAAUCAAACAUGGAUGAUGUGUAUGAAAAUAUCCCCAGAAAACGAUGAUGAAAUACUGUGUCUACUGGAAUUUGACAUUAACUCGCACCAUUUGGUUUUGUUCACAUUUGUUCUCUGAUAGGAUGUUUCUGUUUUGUUUUGACUCUUGUAUCACAUUUUGUAAUGUUAUAAAAAAAAAAACAUUUUUGCAAUUCAAACUUUCAGUUUAACAUAUGAACAUUUAGCUAACUUUAAUACUGUUGUACUUUAUUAUUUACUGAUUGUUUUAUCUUUUAAGAAUUGUAUUGGCUGUCGAGAGCAUUACAUUGUGAUUACAGGAUCACACAUACAUAUUAUGAUUUCCUGGACAUUUUGGCAAAUAAAUUACAAGCACAUCAAAUUCACAUUUCAAAGCAGAAAAUCACGAAUAUAUAUUUUCCUUGCUAUAAAAAGAUGCUGUUAUUACAGAGGAGCCCUAAAGAACCAGCUGCUGAUGCCUAUUUGAACAACAAACUGAGUAAAAUGCAGUCAAAAUAUAUUUAUUUAUCUUUUAUAGACUAACAUUGUUAUAUUUAAAUGUUAAUAAAUCAUCAGUAUGUAGGCUUCUCUGAAUUCUGUUCUGUUUGAGUUUUGUACAGACUGUGGAUAUUUAAACGGAUAGUUCCCGUAAAAAAAAAAAAAAAAAAAAU